Molecule: messenger RNA, 3395 nt
Organism: Megalops cyprinoides (Indo-Pacific tarpon)
Lineage: Eukaryota; Metazoa; Chordata; Actinopteri; Elopiformes; Megalopidae
Product: volume-regulated anion channel subunit LRRC8D
Exons: 5
Coding region: 209-2914 (901 amino acids)
Molecular function (GO): protein binding
Source: RefSeq, a predicted model, not a curated record
AGUGUCCUCUGGUCUAAAUGAAAGUCACCGCUUGGGCAGAAGUUUCUGCUUAAGUUUUUCUGGGUAUUCUCGAGAAAACCGGACUGCACCGGACGGAAAAUACUAUAAUUUGCGGUUUUCUGAAUAGCAAAGGAAACAACUCAGCACAUGGUUGUUACUUUGAAAGGGCCAACUAGCGUGAGCAGAAUCCGAUCCAGCGUCAUACAUCAUGUUUACCUUAUCAGAGCUAGCCUCUCUACAUGACCGUCAGGGCAGUUAUUACCGGCUGCUGAAGCCGUGGUGGGAGGUGUUCAUGGAGUACCUGGUGGUAUUGAUGCUCAUGGUAUCUGUGCUUGCUGGGACUCUCCUGCUCUCCCGGGAUGGAGUGGUGUGCCUCCCUGUAUACCCUCAGCUCCAAAAUCACAGCUCUCCCAGCCACGCUGACCCCCAGCCCAAGACACUCCUCCAUCCCUCCAGGAACUCACUUACCUCAGACCCCCACCCUACCUCUACCCCAUCCAAUCACAUCCCACCUCCCCAGACUCUGCCCAGAGGGCGGCGCACGCACCUGGACUACCAGCAGUAUAUGUACAUUAGUCAGGUGUGCUACCACGAGGCCCUCCCCUGGUAUUCCCGCUACUUCCCCUAUGUGGCACUGUUGCAGUCCCUGGUCCUGCUGGCCAGCGGCUGCUUCUGGUUCCACUUCCCCUUGACGUCCGCCCGUAUUGAGCACUUUCUGGCCAUCCUGGGGAAGUGCUGCGAGUCGCCCUGGACAUCGCGGGCACUGUCCCACACAGCCUGGCUGGAGAGCACACGCACCCAGGGAGAUGAGGGUGGGCCCACGCUGCCCUCAGCUCCACCCUCCCGGGCAACUUCCAUAGCCGGCCAGUCCAGCCUAGACUCGGGCACAGACAGCCCCCCAUUGGUCAGAUGUGACAGCACAUCCCCUGCACCGCCCCCAUCUCCCUGCCCCUCUACCCUGUCUCGCUCCUCCUCCCUGUCCUCCCUGUCUUUCUCUGCCCCCUCCCACCCCUCCAAGCAAGAGCCAGCUCCAACAGUGAUGCCUGACAGCCGCCCUCAGACUGCCAGCCUUGACCGCAGUGACGGGGAGCAGGCACGGGCUCUGUUUGAGAGGGUGCGCAGGUUUCGGGCACACUGUGAGUCCUCUGACAUCAUCUUCAGGGUGUACCUGGCCCAGACUGUGUUCAAGGUGCUGAAGUUUUUGCUGAUUGUGAGCUACACAGCACCACUGCUGGGUUCCAUCUCCUUUACCCACACCUGCCAGCCUCGGACCCAUGCACUCACAGGGUACAGCACCUUCCAGUGCACCCACAGCCUGGCCUCUGUCUUACGCAAGCUGCUGCUUGCCUACGUGUUCUUGGUCAGCAUCUUCGGGGUGCUGGGCAUCUACACCCUGGCCUGGAUCUGCCACAGAUCUCUGCGUCGGUAUUCCUUCCAGCACCUGCGGGAGUGGGGCUCCAUGCGGGAUGUCCCGGAUCUGUGCAAUGACCUGGCCUUCCUGCUGCACAUGGCAGACCAGUACGACCCCCUGCUGGCCCAGCGGCUCUCUGUCUUCCUGUCACCCAUCAGUGAGACGCGCCUGUUGGAGGAGAACCUGGAGCGGCAGUGGGGGGAGGCACGGUUGCACUCCAUGACCUCUACCGACCCCCACGGCCGCACCCAGCUGCAGCUAGUGGCCCUGCCCCAUCUGCCUUGCGCCCUCUACUCCCUCAGCCACCUGGAGGUGCUGAAAUUGGAGCUCAUCACCGAGGCCAAGCUGACCACACAGCUCUCCCACAUGACCUCACUCAGGGAGCUGCACCUGUACCACUGCCCUGCUGUGGUGGAGCCAGCGGCCCUGCUGGUGCUUCAGGAUCGCCUGGAGUCCCUAUAUCUCACCUUUACCCUGGCCACAGAGAUCCCCAGCUGGGUUUACACUCUGCGGGGCCUGCAGGAGCUGCACCUCACUGGCCGGCUGGGAGGGGAGGGUGGGUCAGGACGGGGCUGGGUGCUAGGCAGCCUGAGGCAGCUGCGGCACCUGCGGGUGCUGGCCUUGCGGGGGGCGCUGCAGCGUGUGCCAGCCGAGCUGGCUGAGGUGGCGGGUAGCCUGCUCCGACUGGAAAUCCACAACGAUGGGGCACGGCUGCUGGUGCUGACGGCACUUCGGCGCACCGCCGGCCUGGCCGAACUGCAGCUGGAGGGCUGCCAGCUGGAACGCCUACCCUCCCCCCUGCUGGCCCUCACCAGCCUCCGCUGCCUUGACCUGCGGCACAAUAGGCUGCGCACGCUGGAGGGCCUCCUGGGUCUGCAGCACCUGCGCCGGCUCACCUGUCUGAGGCUUGCCCACAACCGCGUGCUGACCCUGCCUCCCAGUGUGGGCAUGCUGCGAGCCCUGGAGCUUCUAGACCUGGGGCACAACCAGCUGCAGAAACUGCCUCCCGCACUUUUCACCCUUCACCACUUGCGGCGCCUCCUGCUGACAGGGAACCUGCUGGAGGAGCUGCCCCCUGACGUGGGAUCGCUGCUGCUGCUGAACGAGCUGGACCUGAGCGGGAACCGGCUGGAGAGCCUGCCCCCGGCGCUAUUCACCCACUGCAUGCACCUACGCACCCUCAACAUGGCCCACAACUCCCUGGUUGCCCUGCCACCUGGCCAGUGGGCCCUUCACGAGCUGUCCCAGCUGGACCUGCGGGGGAACAGCAUGGAUGCCCUCCCUGCAGAGCUGGGGAGUUGUGUGGGAUUGCGUGGGGGUGGCCUGCUGGUGGAGGAUUGGCUGCUCUUUUCCCUGCCUCCCCACAUCAGAGAGUUCCUCUUGAAGCCCAACACCCUCCCAAGCACCUCCACAGAAGGACACUCUCAACCAGAUUUGGACAUUUUCCCUACUUUCUCUACAGCCCAGUGGAGUUUCCUCUCUGCUCUGGAGUCACAAAUAUAGAUGCAGAUAAAAAUAUAGAGAUAUAGAUGCAGAUGCAGAUAUAGAUAUACAGAUGUGGAUGUGCACUCUGUGCAGGCCCUUCAACACUCCUCUGUACACCUCUCCAGCCAUGCUGCGGGGGAGCAGCCAUUUUAUUGUCAGGGGUUUGGACUUCUCCAUUUUCCCAGGGCUUGGAAUUUCAUAUCAGAUGUCAUGUCAUAUUAGACAUGUAACCAUGUCCUCCCCACUUAUCCUCCUUGAUGUAUCUACUGCUUUUAGAACAGCUGACUAUCAGGUCCUCUUGGCUAAAAUGGGUUUUUCAGGCACUGCCCACAGGUCGUUUUCUCCCUACCUCUCUGCCCAUUCCUACUGGGUAGCAUGGUGUAGGGGUAAGUUAGUCUUCCUCACAGGGGCAAUACCAAUUAUGUAGGGACAACGCCUAUGAUUUGAGGGGGGUACCAUUUAUGUGUAAGGAAUAUCCUUACAUGAGGUACCAAUUAUG